UGGAUUUUAUUUUUUGAUUAACUUUCUGGUCAACAAUUAAAUUGUUUAUUGUAAUUUUGAGAUUUGAUUAAUAAUCCAACAUUGACAUUGGUUAGAUUAUCCUUUGAGUUUACGAUUGUCAUCUAUGUGAGAAGUUUUUGUUCCUUGGUGAAUAUUUGAUAUUCUUGUUGUUGUUUUGAUUUUGUUUUCUCUUUGGAAAAAAUUUUUUGUUUAUUUUGUGUCUAUUGGGAUUUUAUAUAUAUAAAUUAUCUCUCAUGGCAAAUUAUCUUUGGUUUGAAUUUCUUCUUCAUCCCAAUUUAUUGGAAAAACAUUUAAAUGAGAAAAAUGAUCGAAAACCAAUUGACCUGAUAAUCAAUUUUCUUAAUAAUGCUUCAAUUGAUGGUUCGGUAAAUGGUUCUCUUGGUGGAAGUGAUCUUCUUAAAUUGUUAUCGGUAAAGGUUGGAGCCUUUAUUGAAUUUGAUUUGGAUAUUUUAGAAGAUCAAUUACCGAUUACCAUGCAGUAUACUUUGUUAAAAGAGCUGAUUAAAUUCACUGAAUCAGCAAAUCCACCGAUCUCGGUUCUUAAAUCAGUUCAUUUACAAUAUUUCCGUUGGGUGUUGAGAUCAAUUAUCCGACUUUCUUAUCCAACUAGAGGACCAAGAGGAUUAUCUAUUCCACCUCAGAUGAUGCAACAAUUGGACCCUUGUUAUGUUCCCAUUGAGGUGUUGGAAAGUAUGUUCAAAAAGUUGAGGGAAUUGUCACCUGAAGCUCUUAAUAAUUUGGAAAAUUUUCUCGAAGAUAAAAGUAACUCUUCAAUAUGUCAACCAUUACUUGACUGUUUUCCAAGUUUUUUCGAUUCAAAUUCAACAAUCAAAUGUGAUUGGACCAAAGUGAAAGAGCUAAACAUUUCCAAUUUAUUCGAUAUCGUUCAUUAUGAGCUUGGAAAAUGGUAUUUUUUCAAUGAGAAUUACGUUCAAUCAGAUAAACAUUUUCGUUCCAUCAAUCCAGCCAAAUUAAACGAAACCGAAACAUUUAAAAAUUUAUCUCAAUAUCUGGAAUCAUCUAAAGAAUUGUGUAGUGAGAUUACCACGAAAGACACUAGUUCCAAGUCAUUUGAAACCUAUUUCGAUGAGUGUCUAUCAAAUGCCGUGAAAGGAACAUCAUGUGAUCUCAGUUUCGUUGAGCGAACAGUAAACCUUCAAUUAAUUUCUACCAAACUCAGCUCAUUCUACAGUCAAUGUGCCAAUGAUAUUGAAAAGAACAACAUCCGUCGAUUUUCCUUCUACUUGAUGAGCCGUUUAAAUGGUCUCAAAGAAUUGAUUCCUGAUAUAAUAGAACCAUUAACGACCAAAGUCAAAGAAAAUGGGACUGGUUGUUUAAUCACAAGCUCUCAUGAUGGAGGUGAAGAAGAAGGUGAAAUUGAUGCUGUCGACGAUGAGAUAGAAAAAGAUCCCGAAAUUUUACUUUUGGAAGCAACAGUUCCCGAAGCAAUUCAAGAUCUAAUUCCUAAAGUGGCUAAACCUCCGCUCAUGAUCAAUCGUAACUGGGAUAUUCCCUUGGCUCAUGCACAUUGUCUCAAAAAUUUGCCUCCCUCGCAAUACAACAAGUGUCACAUCGCUUUGGCUAAAGCAGCUGAACUUCGUCGAGCUAAAAUGUACAUCGAGUCCAGAAUUUUGUAUCUCUCCCUUUUAGAAGAUUAUCAAGCCUCCCUUCCCAAUUUAGCCGAUAUUAUCACAUUUGAACUUCUCGAAACUGACCUACAACAUCACGUUGAAAGUAAUGACAUUGACGAGAGACGAAUCUUGGAAUUACUGUCUAAAUGUGAGCGAACUCUAAGUAAUGAGAAACUUUUAGCCGAUUUACCAUUAGAAUUGGUUGAUCUUUGUUGCCUUUUCCUCUUGGAAUCAAGUCCAUCUACAUUGAAAGAUUUUGUCAAUUCGAAACAUCCACUUCUCCGUUUAUCAUCACUUCUCUCAUCUUUAACAAGCACCGAUUCUCCCAAUCAUCAUCCCAUUAAAGCGAAAGACUUAUGGGAUUUAAUUUGCAACGUUCUCCCCUACGAUUUUAACAGAAUGUCCGUAAAUAAAAGGCCGAUUCAUCUUCCACCCUCGAGUUGGAGUUUAGACAUUUUCUGUCAAUUUAUCAAGAAACUAAAAAACUCUUCUCACAUUAACCUUCUCACCUCUUGUUUAAUUAAAAUUCUCAAUCUAAAGAGAGACAUUUCUGGAGUGGAAUUGACACUUUUACCACUACCCACCUUCCAAUGGCCCACCUCACUACCAUCGAGUUCAGUUAACAUAAACUUGGCCAGUAUAUUUGACACACUUAAAAUUCUGAUUAAAAAAGGAUUAUCCCUCAAACCAAAUGAAAUUAAUCUUCUACGCUGUAAAGCUGAACUGUCCAUCAUCGAAGGUCAAUAUGCUGAUGCCAUGAGUAGCUAUUUAACUCUCAUGAUAAUAACCACAGAAUAUUUCACCGUAUUUGGAACUUAUCCCGAAGAGGAGAAAAUUAUCCAACGAAUGAUCCAUUGUUCCACUAAAUUAGGUUGUCACACUCAAGCUGCAGUUCUACAUCAAAUGAUCAAGGAGCCGAAUUAUGGUCUUAUUUUCAAAGGAUUAAGCGAAAAAUCUUGCAACGAUAGUUGUGACGAUUUAUAUGAUUCCUUUUGGGACAUUACCAUUUUAGAAUAUCUUGUUAACCUUCACACAAGAAGAGGAGAAAUCGAUCGAAAGAAUAAAUCUCUCCAAUUGAUUGGACAAUCAGAACUUAAUGCAAAUAAUUCGGAAGAUAUUCUCACCGAAGCAGCUAAUGUAAGGAAGGGAAAAUUUUUUCGAACUUUAGCAAAAAAAUAUUUGUAAAUUAUCCAAUCAUCAAAUUGUAAUAACAAGAUCGACAUCCACGAAAUCACCAUCGCCUUUCAUCAACAUUUAAAAAUCAUUCAAUCUUAAUUUAAAUUAUUCAACAUUAUUGAUCAAAUCAACGCAAACCUAGUCCGAUAUUGACCAUUUCUCCAGUAAAGAAGAAUAAGAAACAAAAUGUUCCAAUUCCCCAAUGGACAAAAGCUCAUUUAAUAUGUUCACCCUUAAGGUUAUCAAAACCUUAGCCAUGAAUCUAUUCAAAAGUGGCACUAAUGUAACUAAUAAUUAUAAUAAGAGGAUUUAUCAUCUUUAAUCGAAUUUAAUUAACUUAGUUUUCAAUGUAUUCAGAAAAUGAAAUUGAAUGUCUAAACACUGA
Messenger RNA from Panonychus citri (citrus red mite), 3213 nucleotides. RefSeq names its product integrator complex subunit 8-like (gene IntS8). The record is from RefSeq and is a predicted model, not a curated record. The transcript has a single exon. NCBI's taxonomy places the organism in Eukaryota, Metazoa, Arthropoda, Arachnida, Trombidiformes, Tetranychidae. Bases 255 to 2837 code for a protein of 860 amino acids. Gene Ontology annotation, cellular component: integrator complex. Gene Ontology annotation, biological process: snRNA 3'-end processing.